GACUAAAGUAAAAAUCAGCUGAAAAUCAAAAUGUCUGACGGUGAUUCAUGGAAGUUGUAUAUACUGAGAAAACUAAGAGAAAGGAACAGCAAAGAGACUAGCUGCUUCAAAGAGCUCAUACUAUCACACGGGCGGCUGUUUGAUCAAGUGGAGAACCUAAAGAAGGACAUCACUAGACUGGAGUACCAGAACAAUGAACUGGAGAGGGAUCUAAGAGAAGGAGGGGGCAGUACAGGAGGAGGAGCUAAUAAAUUGAACAAACGAGUUGAGGAUCUUCAGGAGAGACUCUUAACGAGAACUGAUGAGGUCUCUGAGGCUUGUCGGGCAACAGCUGAUGAUCCUUUCCCAUUGUUUUCUGGAGAGAGAUUACCUGAGAGUGGCAGUGCAACUGAUUAUUCUCGUGCUAUUAAGCGUCUCCCAACCAUAAAAGCAGAUCAUGGGAUACACUUGAGUGCUCUGGUUGAUAUGGAGGAGACUGAUACUGCUCCAGCUCGUAAGGCAGGGGAUGAGUGGCAGCUGAGAGGGCCAUUGACCUACUUAAGCCGGAUUUACAAUAUGACGCUAGGCCAAUGUAACGUCAAUUUUUAAUCAAAAGCGUAGGCG
Messenger RNA from Amphimedon queenslandica, 603 nucleotides. RefSeq lists its product as uncharacterized. Gene Ontology annotation, cellular component: nucleus; cytoplasm. NCBI's taxonomy places the organism in Eukaryota, Metazoa, Porifera, Demospongiae, Haplosclerida, Niphatidae. The transcript is spliced from 5 exons. The coding region runs from base 31 to 588 and encodes 185 amino acids. The record is from RefSeq and is a predicted model, not a curated record.